Messenger RNA from Nicotiana attenuata, 525 nucleotides. RefSeq lists its product as uncharacterized. The transcript is spliced from 2 exons. The record is from RefSeq and is a predicted model, not a curated record. NCBI's taxonomy places the organism in Eukaryota, Viridiplantae, Streptophyta, Magnoliopsida, Solanales, Solanaceae. Bases 1 to 525 code for a protein of 174 amino acids.
AUGAGAGAUGCGCGAGACGACGACAGAGGUUCAAAAGCAAAAAUUGGUGGCUACAGUUUUAAUGUAAGAACAUCCGAGUUGGUGGCUGUUCUAAGAAGCAUAGGAGAUAAGGUACGGUGGCCAAAAGAAAUGAGAUCGAACCCAAACAGGAGCAAUCCCGAAUUUCGGUGCGAGUUUCACAAUGAUCAUGGUCACAAAACGGCGGAUUGCAGAUUACUACAAGGUGAAGUUAAACAUCUAUUAAAGCAAGGGCACUUAACAGAAUUGUUUAUUGAAAAGGGAAAGCAGGCAUAUAUGAAGAAUAGGCAAGAACCGCCGAAACCUCCAUCACCAAAAAGAACGGCUAACGUCAUAAGUGGAGGGGAGGAGAUCAAUGGCGUAACAUACACGGCAGCAAAGAAGGUGUCAAAAAUCACAGUCACCCACGGGAAGCGAGUUCGUCAAGUUUUGGAAGAAGACAGUAUAACAUUUGAUGAUCCAGAUGCAGAUGGCGUGCUGACCCCACACAAUGAUGCGCUGUGUUAA